Molecule: messenger RNA, 1833 nt
Organism: Nestor notabilis (Kea)
Lineage: Eukaryota; Metazoa; Chordata; Aves; Psittaciformes; Psittacidae
Gene: DNMT3B
Product: DNA (cytosine-5-)-methyltransferase 3 beta
Exons: 15
Biological process (GO): negative regulation of transcription by RNA polymerase II
Cellular component (GO): nucleus
Molecular function (GO): DNA binding; DNA (cytosine-5-)-methyltransferase activity, acting on CpG substrates
Source: RefSeq, a predicted model, not a curated record
AGCUCCAAGCGGCGCUCAUCGGCAUCCAUCCCCAUCCCCACCAUCGACCUGACAGAGGAGGAUUCCCGGGACUCAUCCCGGAGCAGCAGCACGCUCUCCGGCAGCAGCUCCCAGGAGGGACAGAACGGCUCCGCUGAGCUGGGGACUGAGGAAUCCGAGAGCAGGGAUGUGGGGAUGGCGCUGGAAUACCAGGACGGGAAGGAUUUUGGAAUUGGGGAGCUCGUCUGGGGAAAGAUCAAGGGUUUCUCCUGGUGGCCUGCGAUCGUCGUCUCCUACAGAGCCACGGUUUCUGCAGACAAGCUGAUGGGACUCGUGGCCUUUAGGCAGCAUUUCAAUCUGUCCACGUUCAAUAAACUGGUCUCCUACCGCCGAGCCGUAUACCAUGCGCUGGAGGUUGCCCGGAGCCGGUCAGGGAAGACGUUUUCCGCGGCCCCUGGGGAGUCCCUGGAGGAGCAGCUGAAGCCCAUGAUAGACUGGGCACUCACCGGCUUCAAACCCCUGGGCCUCAAGGGACUGCGCCCCCCCAAAGCCUCAGAGAACGGGGUCCUGAGGAACGGGACGGAGGAGGUGCUGUCCCUCGAGCAGUGCCCCCCCACCAAGAGGCUGAAGACCAACCUCUGCAACAACGGCAAGGAGCAGCGAGUGGAGGAGGACCAGACCCGAGAGCAAAUGGUUUCAGAAGUUACGAACAACAGCGGGAGCCUCGAAGAGAGCUGUUUGUCCUGCGGGAGGAGGAACCCGGCCACCUUCCACCCGCUGUUCGAAGGGGGGCUCUGCCAGACCUGCAGGGAUAGAUUCCUGGAGCUCUUCUACAUGUACGAUGAGGAUGGCUACCAGUCCUACUGCACCGUCUGCUGCGAGGGCAAGGAGCUGCUGCUCUGCAGCAAUGCCAGCUGCUGCAGGUGCUUCUGCGUGGAGUGUCUGGAGGUGCUGGUGGGCCGAGGGACGUCGGCCAAGGCGAAAGAGCAGGAGCCCUGGAACUGCUACAUGUGCCAGCCCCAGAGGAGCUAUGGGGUGCUGCAGCGCCGGCAGGACUGGAACACGCGCCUGCAGGACUUCUUCACCAGCGACAAGGGGCAGGAAUACGCUGGAACCAAAAUCUACCCAACAGUCCCGCCAGCGCAGAGGAGACCUAUUCGAGUACUCUCUUUGUUUGCUGGCAUAGCCACAGGGUACCUGGUGCUGAAGGACUUGGGCAUCCAAGUGGAGAAGUACAUUGCCUCGGAGAUCUGUGAAGACCCCAUUGCUGUGGGCACCAUGCGGCAUGAGGGCAACAUCACCUACGUGCAUGAUGUCAGGAACAUAACCAAGAGAAACAUCGAGGAGUGGGGUCCUUUUGACCUGGUGAUCGGUGGAAGCCCCUGCAAUGACAUCUCCCUUGUCAACCCAGCCAGGAAGGGGCUCUAUGGUAAGGCUGCUUUGCCUCUACAGAGCUGGGUUUUCCUGAGUCAUUCCUGGGAAGGAACCGGGAGGCUGUUCUUUGAGUUCUACCACCUGCUCAACUAUGCCCGUCCCAAGGCAGGAGAGGAGCGUCCCUUCUUCUGGAUGUUCGAGAAUGUGGUGGCCAUGAGGGUCAAUGACAAGAGGGACAUCUCUCGGUUUCUGGAGUGUAACCCAGUUAUGAUCGACGCAAUCAAGAUAUCUGCUGCCCACCGAGCGCACUAUUUCUGGGGUAACCUUCCAGGCAUGAACAGGAUCUUUGGCUUCCCCCUCCACUACACAGACGUCUCCAACAUGGGCCGUGGCGCUCGCCAGAAGCUGCUGAGAUCGUGGAGUGUCCCCGUCAUCCAGCACCUCUUCUCCCCGCUCAAGGAUUACUUUGCCUGCGAUUAG